CUUUUCACAAUGUCUGUCAAUAAUGUCGUGCUCAAGUCCAACUAUGCAGACCUCCUUGGAAAACAUCAAGAGGUGCCCUUUGAGCUAGCCUCUGAUGGCUUCGAAGUACUCACAUUUUCAUCCCCCACUUCAAGACAGUCGUUAUCUAUAGUUCUGAAUAGCAAUAAUAACAGUAGUAGUACAAGUAGAAACGAUGUGCAAAUACAUAUCACAGCAAAUGACGGGUACGUGUACCUCACGACGAAGAGAUUUGUGUUUAUCACAGCAUCUCUGGGAGAUAUCAAUACCUUUCUGAUAGAUGUCAAUUUGGCCCCAGUGAUUCAAUUAUCUCACCAAUUGAAGUCUCCUUGGUUCGGUGCCAACUACUGGGAAUUCAUCUUCUUUAGCCCUGCAAAUUUGGAGAUCGCUGCCAAUGGCUUUCCCAAGAAUCAAUAUUUCAAGGGCCAACUCAAGUUCAACGAUGGUGGGCUCUUUGGCUUUAUAGAGAAGUUCAAUGUUGUGUUGAAUGAUGCCGUGAAUAAUUCACAUAUAGACGAUCAGUUACCACUGUACAGUGAGAUUUAGGAAUCUUCGGGCAAGACUUCUAAUUCUGUAAACUACAACUAUUUUUUUAGAGUAGUUCAAAUUAUACACUUGGUCUACAUCCAUUCUUGUUCUGCGACAAAUGGUUGUAAUUCUAUACCAGU
Scheffersomyces stipitis CBS 6054 is the source of this 686-nucleotide messenger RNA. RefSeq lists its product as uncharacterized. Lineage: Eukaryota; Fungi; Ascomycota; Pichiomycetes; Serinales; Debaryomycetaceae. The record is from RefSeq and is a predicted model, not a curated record. The transcript has a single exon. Gene Ontology annotation, biological process: positive regulation of DNA-templated transcription. Gene Ontology annotation, cellular component: nucleus. Gene Ontology annotation, molecular function: transcription coactivator activity; chromatin DNA binding. The coding region runs from base 10 to 564 and encodes 184 amino acids.